This is a messenger RNA of Podospora pseudopauciseta, 1424 nucleotides long. RefSeq lists its product as uncharacterized. NCBI's taxonomy places the organism in Eukaryota, Fungi, Ascomycota, Sordariomycetes, Sordariales, Podosporaceae. Bases 302 to 1327 code for a protein of 341 amino acids. The record is from RefSeq and is a predicted model, not a curated record. Gene Ontology annotation, molecular function: arylformamidase activity. The transcript has 3 exons.
GCUGAUAAGGUCAAACUCCCAACAAGGGUUUCUACAAGUUGCGUAAUGCAUCAUGCUAAACUCUUGGUGCCCACGGAAGUUAACAAAUCACCAACAGCUCAGCAGGGAACCAAAGUCCCCAAGGUGCCAACCGCAUCAAGCGUUGGAACUGGACUCAUGUGGAGCAAUCCCAACAUGAGACACAUAUAACUUGCUCAACCUUCCCCCCUUCACCACCAUGACCCCUCUUGUCUUGUUAUCGAACAGGUCGACCUGCAUAAACAAUACACCAAUAAGAACCAACAACUAAAAAGCCACCAACAUGCCUACCGACCCAAGCUCCGUCCCAAACUUUGACGACCUCCCCGCAGUCGAUGGACACCCUCAGGGCUGCGCCUGGGGAGUCUUCGACAAGGACGGAAAGAAAGACCACUACGGUACACUAAACUUUGUCACACCUGAAAUCGUAGCUGCUGUUGCCAAAGAAGUCACAGAUGGCAUUUCCAUCUCUCUCAACUGGCCCCUAAACGGCAUCAAGUUCCCCUUGCCCGGCCGCAAAGCCCCCGUCCACAAACCCGUUUCCCUCCGCGAGGCAGGGAUGGAAAUCGAUGGCUUUGACGACGAGCUCGAAAUCAACACCCAAUUCUCCUCCCAAUGGGACUCCCUCUGCCACUGCGUCCUCCCCUCGGGCGAGACCUACAACGGGUUCAAGCCCUCUAUUGAGCUCCUUCAAACAACCACCACUGAGGGCAACGAAAUGCCCACUAUUGAUCACUGGCACUCCCCCGCCAAGGGCUGCCUCGUUGCCCGUGGCGUCUUGAUUGACUUUAAGCGCUAUAUUGAUGAGACCACUGACAAGACGUAUGACCCCCUCGAUGGUCAUAGGAUCACCGUUGAGGAGAUCGAAGCGGUGGCGAAGCAUCAAGGGGUGGAGAUCAAGCCAGGGGAUGUCCUGAUUGUUCGGACGGGGUAUACAGAGUUUUUGGAGAAUCCAACUCCGGAAGGGUUUGCCAAGAUGGCUACAAUGUCGCUUUCUGGCGUCCAUGGCACGACUGAGACGGCGAAGUGGUUCUGGAAUAAGAGGAUUGCGGCUGUUGCUUCGGAUGCGCAUGCUUUUGAGGCGCUGCCGCCGUUGAAGGAGAAUGGGGAGGUUGGUGCUGUGUCGGAUUUGGUGCUGCACAAGUGGUUUUUGAACUACUUUGGAACACCCAUUGGUGAACUUUGGGAUUUGAAGGCGCUGGGAGAAUAUGCCAAGAAGAAGGGCAAGUACAGCUUUUUGCUGACAAGUGCACCGCUGAAUCAUCCUGGACUGGUGGCUUCACCACCAAACGCCAUUGCCUUGUUCUGAGCUGCUUCCAAAUUUGUCAGGCAAUUGAUGACUUGUGUGGGAGCACAGAAUUCAAAAUAAAGAAUAAGAAGGAAAAGCCAAACCAAAGGCUGGCUCA